Vitrella brassicaformis is the source of this 1511-nucleotide messenger RNA. NCBI's taxonomy places the organism in Eukaryota, Vitrellaceae. The record is from the annotation of a GenBank genome assembly.
CGCGUCCCACCCACCUACCAUCAAUCAUCCACAUCUAGUGAUAGACAGGCCAUCUGAGUGUAAUUUGUGUUUGUGAUUGAGUGAGUGACCGAGUGAGUGGCUAAUUGAUCCGUUGAGCGGAUGGAUUGACUCACACACAUAUCUGUACAGCGUCAUGAAUCCACACGUCAUGAAAUCCAUGCAUGGAUGGACACGUACGGACGUCCAAUCAGUCGCCACCCAUCCGCCCACCCACCCAACCAGGCCUCAACCAUCCCCAUCUAUCAUCUCUUGGUUCUGGUUCGCGGCUGCCAGCAUCUCUUGCUCUCUAGGAUCCACCUCUCCCUCCGGCAUGUGCGCGCCCAUGAAGGCGGGCACUUCCUCGUCAGCCUGAGGAUCCUCUCCCUCCCCAUCGGCCUCCUCAUCCUCCUGACCCUCGUCUUGGUCCUCCAUGGCAUCAGCUGCCGCAGCCAGCGCGUCGACCUGCACAUACUCGACAUGAUAGUGGAAGUUGAGCUCGACGAUGGGUUGGGUGAGGCGCAGGGGCGAGACUUUGAUGACCAAGGGCUUCUCAGGUGUGACAACCAGCCGCAUCUGCACACACACAUACAGACACAGACACAGACACAGACAGACACAGACACAAGGGUGAUGGUCUGACAGUGGUGAUGUGUGUGUGUGUGUGUCAGGAUGGUGUGAAUGACCGUCUGAUCGCUGCCGUUCUUCAACCUAAUCGUCCGGCCCUCGAGGCAUCGCGUGCUGUUCAGUAGCCUACCGACGAGCCCGGCUACUUCCCCACCAUCCCCGCCCGCCUCGCCCGCCCCGCCCUCUCCGUUGAUGACGACGGCCGACCACACUGCAGUGGCGUCGACGAUCGCAUCAUCACUGCCCAGCAGCGCCCGCCGCUCCUCGUCACGCUUGAUCUUGUCCAGCCUGUCGCGGCUCCACAUGAGCGUCACGCUCAUGGCGGGGCGGGCUGAGCCGCCUGGCCCUCGGCAUUCGGCAGAGCCGAAUGGCGUAAGAACCACCUGGCUAGGAUCACGGCGUCAUGGGCGCUGGCGGACGGGGCGAUGCGUCUGACCUUUCCCUCCAUCACCACCCCAUCGCCGUGCAGCUGAGAGGGCUGGACCGGGACGAGCUUCGACCCGCGUGGGCAGGGACGGCCGAACAAUGCCCACAUCUUCUUCUCCCCGUUGUUGAAGACGGAGAAGAGGGAGGACAGGUCCCUGUACAGCUGUGGGUCGCCCCCCUCUCUCGCUCGCUGGAGAGUGGCCGCCCAUCCGCCGUCGAGCACCUGCCCGUCCUUGAGGAAGUCGAGGCUCCCGACUGACGAGUGCGGGUUGCUGGGGCGGCGGUGCUGCUUCUCGACCUUCGGGUAGAGGGAGGGGAACCGCCGCAUGGCGGCAGACGUGCCGUUGCGCGUGAAGGAGGAGAGGGGUGGCUUGCCCUCCUUGGCGCGUUGCAGGUUGCGCCGUGGUGCGAGUGGAGGAUCCUCGUUCAUCUCCACCACGACAGAACUACACACCACACAC